GGAGUGGCGUGUGGCUGGUGGGAACUGGGGUCGGGGGGAGCGGCGGGGAAAAGCUGGGCGCAGCAGCAGCUGCUGCUGCUGGAAGUCCCGGCGAGGAUGCAACGCUUGGCUCGCCUGGUCCGCCGCUCGCCCUGGCUUUGCAACGUGGGGUUGUACGGCAGCCUCUUCGCGGCGGGGGAUGCUGUCCAGCAGCACCUCCGUCUCCGGCCGGGCCAACGCGCCGACUGGGCUCAGACCCGGCGGGUGGCGUUGGUGGCUCUGACCUUCCACGCCAACUUCAACUACCUUUGGCUCCGGGGGUUGGAGCGGCUCUUGCCCGGACGAGGAGCCGGCGCCGUGUUGGCCAAGGUGGGCUGCGACCAGCUGGUAGGAGCGCCCGUGGCCAUCCUGGCUUUCUACUCCGGCAUGAGAAUGCUUCAGGGAAAAGAGGAUAUAUUUGCAGACUGCCGGCAGAAAUUCUGGAACACAUAUAAGACAGGGUUGAUGUACUGGCCUUUUGUACAGCUCUCCAACUUCAGCUUUGUUCCUGUUUACCUGCGGACAGCAUUUACCGGUUUUUGUGGCUUCCUCUGGGCCAUUUUCCUGUGCUUUUCACAACAAAGCGGAGACGGAACAGCGACGUCGGUUUUCAAGCUGUUCCAUGCGGAGAAGGCGGAUCCAGGCAAGACGUCUUCAGGGAAAUAAACCAUCAACGGAACCAAGAUGACCAAGGCUUAGGACCAAUCUCGUAUUUAUGAUUGUUGCAGCAUUCCCACGAGGGGUGGUAUUCACUUACCGCAUGCACGGAGCAUCAAAAAUGGGACGUGAUGACGUCUGGGCGGUUGGGCGGAGCCUCCCGCAGCCACCGCUACCGGUUCGCACGAACCGGAUAGAACUGGCUGAAGACCACCACUGAUUCCCACGGUCCUGUGAUCAGAAUUUGAGCUCUUGACAACCCGGCAUAUAUUAACAACGGGUGCAAUGUCCCAGGGGCGUGUGUGAUCCCAAUUUGCAAUCUUUUCCAGCAGGGCUUCCGACAAGCGAAAUCAAUGGGGGUAAUAUGGAUUUGCUUAACAGACUUGCGUUUCACCUGACAACUGUAGGGAUUCACUAAAGAUCGUGGCCAAAAAAAAAAAAAAAGCCCACAGAAUCAGGUGCGAUUCAAUGCACAACCGCCUUGCUAGCAACAACAAUUCUAGUUGCGGUCGUAAGUCAAGGACUACCUGUAUGUAUCCUGUAGUCGUAGUUGUUCAUGAUUAAGAUUCUUACGGAUAAUAUUUUCUGUACGUACUGGAACAUAUUCUUAUUGAAAAAAAGCACACAAAAAGCAAUCUAAAUGAGGUGCAAAAAUGGAUUUGGUAAGGACCUCCUUUACAAAUAUAUUAGAGGGGGAGGGGUUAGGGGUGAAAUGCACUUACCUUCGCUACCAGAUCGCAAAUGUGAGUGCGCACAGAGGGUCAAAAACGGGAUGUGUUGAUGUCUGGGCGGGUGAGCGGAGCCUCCUGCUGCCAGCCUUACCGGAUCGCGUGAACCGGAUAGAUCCGGCUGGAUUUCACCACUGGGAGGGGUGCUAUCAAAAUUUUCUUUUUAUUCAAUAACAGGGAGGCAAGUAAAACAUUUCAAUCUUGUUAGCUGUACUGUAAUUCCCAUAUUUUUAAUGCCGUCAAAAUGUGAUACCGAGAGGUUGCAUGCUACGUAAUGUAUUUCCUACGUAAUUUUUCUAGUCCUAUCCAGGUUUUUUCCCCCCAAACAGUGUCUUAUUCUGCAAAAUCCCUUACGUGUUACUAUUUUCAAAACAAUGUUGUGACUAAUACGGGGGCUGGCAAUUGUGUAAAUUAAGAAAACUCCUGUUGUUCAAUGCAUGCAUGUUUAAUGAUCUCCGGCUAAUGGAACAAUUGGAGAGCAAAACACUUUUCGUACGCUGUUUAAAACUG
This is a messenger RNA of Ahaetulla prasina, 1913 nucleotides long. RefSeq names its product MPV17 mitochondrial inner membrane protein like (gene MPV17L). Gene Ontology annotation, cellular component: membrane; cytoplasm. The record is from RefSeq and is a predicted model, not a curated record. Bases 97 to 684 code for a protein of 195 amino acids. The transcript is spliced from 4 exons. Lineage: Eukaryota; Metazoa; Chordata; Lepidosauria; Squamata; Colubridae.